Molecule: messenger RNA, 687 nt
Organism: Fraxinus pennsylvanica
Lineage: Eukaryota; Viridiplantae; Streptophyta; Magnoliopsida; Lamiales; Oleaceae
Source: the annotation of a GenBank genome assembly
AUGAUUGAAGAAAAAGAGAGACCUUUGAAGUUUUUAUUUCUUGUGGCAAUAUUCAUUUUUGUCUUAAACCAAGUCAAUGCUUCAGAGAGGCCUGUGUUAUCUGAGGAUGCUAAACGAAUUAUUAGACAAUCGGAGAGCUCUCAGUAUGCAGACAUUCUAGCUCCUUUAUUCCGUGCUUUGCAGAGUUAUCGACUACGAAAUUUGGUCGAGUAUUACCUGGCCUUAGAAAAAGCUGCCAAGGAAACCCCAGAGAAAUUGAAAGGAGCUGGCUCUUUCCUCAUGAAAGUGUUUGGUGUUCUUGCUGGAAAAGGACCAAAACGCGUUGGAGCUUUAUAUGUUAUGUGCCAGCUGUUUAAAAUUUAUUUCAAGCUCGGGACAGUCCACUUAUGUCGCAGUGUGAUAAGAAGCAUUGAAACAGCUAGGAUUUUCGACUUUGAGGAGUUUCCUGUCAGGGAUAAGGUCACCUACAUGUAUUAUGCUGGUCGUUUAGAGUACAACAAUGUUGUGCUUGCUCUUAAGAGAGGUAAUCUGCUUAAAAGAGGUGAUCUGCGACUUCUAAGACAUGCCCUUGAAGAACAUGAAGACAGGUUCUUAAGAUCAGGUGUAUAUCUUCUCCUAGAGAAGUUGGAGCUCCAAGUUUACCAACGACUAAUAAAGAAAAUGUGGAGUGCAUCGUUUCAAUUCUAA